CGCUUCUUGACAUCAGCAACACGUGAGUGGAAACACGAACUUCAUUGUAAAGAUUAUUACUGUGCCAGCUCGUCAAUGGCGACACAUCUGACUUAUGAAGAGAUUCAGGGGAUUUUGUUUCCCUUAGAAAGCGAGGCAAGCUCCGAUGAAGAGGAUGAAAAUGUCCCGGACUUUGAAGCAGAAGGGAUCGUGGAUGACUAAGAAAGCGAAGAUAGUACGCCCGAUGUACCUUCUACAACAGCAACACUCACCAAGUCUAAAGGCCAAGCUGUCAAUUGGAAAAAACAGUGCUUCAAUCUACCCCCAGAGAAAACCACGUUUCGUGGUACGACAACUUUGCCUCCCUCGAUACAGGUGAUGGAGUCACCAUUCCAAUUUUUUAAGUACUUUUUCACCAAUGAACUGAUCGAUUUUAUAGCAAAGCAAUCAUACCAGUACAGUGUUCAGACAAACCCUGAUAGACCAGUCGUGGUAACUUCGGCAGCCGUCAAGAAGUAUGUUGGAAUUUGCAUAUUCACGUCGCUCGUUCAUGUCCCGAACAUUAGAGAUUACUGGGACCUGGUCCUCGGUAACACCAGCAUAUCGUCUGUGAUGUCUGUAAACCAGUUCGAAAAAAUUAGAAGGUACUUGAACCUUUGUAACAAUGCGGAAAUGUUGACAGACAAUACAACAGGUUAUCGGCUCUUCAAGUUAAGACCAGUGUUUGAAGCACUACGGGCAAAGUUUCUGUCGGUGCCAAUGGAAGAAUGCCUUGCAUUAGAUGAACAGAUGUGCUCGACGAAAGCUCGCCAUUACCUAAAGCAGUACAUGCCUAAUAAACUUCACAAGGGGGGUUAUAAGUUCUUUGUGCUAAGCGGUGUCUCCGGCUAUGCCUAUGAUAUAGAGAUUUACACUGGGCAAGAAAACGAUCCUUCGAAAAGGAAAGCAGGAGAACCGGAUUGGGGAACUACGGUGAAUGUUGUUGUGAGACUGAUGCGACACAUUCCUAAAAAUGCGAGAUACAAACUCUAUUUCGAUAACUACUAUAUAUGUCCCAAGAUUAUGGUUCACCUAGCAGAGCAAGGAAUUCUGUCUCUUAACCGUGCGAACGAAUCGAGUAAAGGACUGCAAACUCCUAACAGAGCAAGAACUCAAUAAGGCAGAGAGGGGAACUACUGCAGAAAAGCGUGGCACGAAUUGACGGCAUUGACGUUACAGCUGUUGUGUGGAUGGACAACAAGACUGUAACCCUGCUUUUGACGUUUCUAGGCUCAGAAUCCAAACAGUCCGUGCAAAGGUAUGAUCGAAGGCUGAAGACCGAGAUUGACUUUGAAAGCCCAAAUAUCGUUCUCCAAUAUAAUCAACACAUAGGUGGUGUGGACAUGUUAGACGGUCUGAUGGGCAGGUACAAGAUUACCAUGCACUCGAGGAAGUCGUACUUCCGACUUUUUUUUUAUCAUCUUGUAGACUUGACAGUGGUACAUGUAUGGUUUAUCUACCGUCGACAGAAAGGGAAUGCCGCAUUUCCAUUGGCAAAAUUUCGGAAGGAAGUCUCGGAGUGCCUGUGCAGACUUGGCACCAUAGUCACCAAAAGAGGACGGCCAUCUGAAGUUCAGUGGCAGCUCAAAGCAGAGAAGCGAAAGACAUCUGCAGCAGUCCUUCCACCAUAAGAUGUUCGACUCGACCAGUUGAGUCACUGGCCUCAAUGGACCGCUACCAGGCAACGCUGUAAGCUUCCAGGGUGUGCAUCCCUCACGUUUGUAAACUGCGAGAAAUGUGCAGUAGCUCUGUGCUUGAACAAAGCCAAGAACUGCUUUCACCGCUUCCACAACCCAUAAGGCGCCAAUGCAUCUUGUAUCACAUAUGAUAAAUAAAGUAUUUUUUGGUUUGUUUUCGAAUACAAAAAUUGAAUAAAAAUUUUUAAACUAUUUUAAUAACAUGUUGUUACUGCGGCGAACACGCACAAAUUUUUCGAAUAAAAAAAAGCCAUGCAAUGUAGGGUUCAAUAAACACGUUCAUUGUCUUCCAGGCAUACUUAAUCCUUCGA
Molecule: messenger RNA, 2026 nt
Organism: Ixodes scapularis (black-legged tick)
Lineage: Eukaryota; Metazoa; Arthropoda; Arachnida; Ixodida; Ixodidae
Product: piggyBac transposable element-derived protein 4-like
Exons: 2
Coding region: 358-1137 (259 amino acids)
Source: RefSeq, a predicted model, not a curated record